Messenger RNA from Argiope bruennichi, 5821 nucleotides. Its product is annotated as protein RCC2 homolog. The transcript has 10 exons. The coding region runs from base 145 to 1683 and encodes 512 amino acids. NCBI's taxonomy places the organism in Eukaryota, Metazoa, Arthropoda, Arachnida, Araneae, Araneidae. The record is from RefSeq and is a predicted model, not a curated record.
UUGGCGGCAUUUACAUCAAUCCUUCAUAGUUUUCAAGACAGCGUUAAAUGUGCAUUGCUUGUUGUGUAGCUGUUUACCGUAUUGAUUGACAAUUUAGCUCACCAUUUUUGUUGCCGUGUGGUUCGGGCUGUUCGUAAAAAAACAAUGAAUCCUAAGAAACGUAAAGAAGACGAGGAGGACAAUUCUGAUAUAAAAGAAUCAUUUCAAAAUAAAAUUAAUGAAAGUGAAGCCGCAGAUAUUAAUGCGUCCAAUUCCGGAAGCAGUGAAUGUGGGAAUUCAACGGAUCAACAAAAAUCAGACAAUGGCGGUUCAUCGGAACAGCCUGGUACUAGUGAGAAAGUUUCUGAUGAACAACAACCCAAUGAUGCUGCUAAUCAAUCGUCUGACCAACGUGAAAAGAAACAUAUUCGCUUAGAGGGCUCUAAAACUGCUGGAGUGCUACUCUUUUGUGGAGGUACAAAUUGGGAUCUCAUUGGUCGCAAAGAAUUGCCUAAAAAUGCUAAAGGAGCUGUUGGUAGAAAUUUGUGGGGACCUCAUCGGAUGACUUCUCUUCAAGGUGUCAGAGUAACAGCGGUCUUUUCUGGUAGUUGUGCUGUUCAUAGUGUUAUAAUCAUUGAAGGAGGGCAAGCUAUGACAUGGGGUCGAAAUGACAAAGGCCAGCUUGGUCAUUGUGAUAAUAAAAGAAGAGAUAUUCCUACCAUUGUUGAGACAUUGAAAGAUCAUAAUAUUAUUUCUGCAGCUUGUGGCCGUGCACAUACUUUAUUUCUAUCUGAAAGAGGCAUUGUUUAUGCUACUGGUGACAACAAAAUGGGUCAGUGUGGCAUAGGAUCCCAAAAUACUGCUAUUAAUAUUCCAACAAAGGUGUCUUUUAAAGGGAGGUCUAUUACCAAAGUAGCUUGUGGCGCUGAAUUCAGUGUUAUAGUUGAUGUCAAAGGCGGAAUGUAUAGCUUUGGCUGCCCUGAAUACGGACAGUUAGGUCACAACUCUGAUGGCAGAUAUUUUGUUACUAGCAACAAAUUGUCUUUCAGAUGUGAAUUAAUACCUAGACGAAUUAUAGCUUUCAUUGAAAAAACAAGAGAAGGACAUGUAUCGUUAGUUGAUGAUGUACAAAUAACUGGUGUGGCUUGUGGUGUGAAUCAUACUGUUGCUGUAGACGCCAAAAAGCGUUGUUACUCUUUUGGUUUUGGUGGUUAUGGAAGACUUGGUCAUUCUGAUCCAAAGGAUGAAAUGGUUCCUAGAUUGAUCAAGGCCUUUGAUGGUCCUAGAAAUGUGAGAGGUGUGAAAAAAGUUUUCGCUGGUGGUACUUACAGUAUGGCAAUUAAUGAACUUGAUGUGUUAUUUUUUUGGGGGCAAAACAAAAGAGCUGGUGAAGCAACUAUGUAUCCUAAGCCUGUGCAAGAUCUUGUUGGUUGGCAAGUUCGAGAUGUUGGAUGUUCCAAUUGUAGUAUUGUGUGUGUUGCUGAUGAAAGUGUGAUUUCUUGGGGACCAUCACCAACUUAUGGUGAACUGGGGUAUGGAGAAUCGAGGCCAAAAUCUUCUACAACUCCCCAAGAAGUAAAGCCUUUAGAUGGAAUACAUAUUCAUAGUGUUGCUUGUGGAUAUGGCCACACAUUAUUUAUUUCUCGUGAUGACACAGAAGAAGAAAAGAAUAAAAUCAGUCAAUUACCUGAAUAUGCACCAUGAUACAUUUUAGUGAAUCAUUUUCUGUGUAUGAUAUAUGGUGGAUGCAGUUUUUACAAAAUCCUUUUACUCAUGGAAGGUGUUUAGGUUUUUGACAUUUUAAAACUGAUUUUUAUUUCAUUAUACAUUAAAUUAUUCAAAAGUAAACUUUUACUUGUAUUAGCAUUUAAAAAUCCUUAAAAAGCUUUAUUUCAUCUUAUUUAUUUGCACUUUGGAUUUUUUCCCCCUUACGUACACAUUACAGAUUUUAAAAAAAUCAUUGUGGUUUCAAAGCAAAAAAAAAAAAAAAAAAACUUUCUUAUUUCUAAAAGUGAUCUGGCAAUGGCCAUUGCAGAAAUCUUUUUGUAUAUGUGAAUUUAUAAUAAACUGACUGGCCAUUGUGAUUUAAAGUCUUAUUCUGUAUAUUUUGAAUUCCUUGUUUUUUGUGUAAAGAAAUGCAGAAAAGGUUUUGUAUAAGAACCGUAUUAAAAUGAUGUUUGUGUUUUGAAAAAUGUGAUAGCCGGAUUUUUCUGCUUUUUAUAUGUUAUACAUUCCUUUUUCAAUUUGUGCAAGGACAAACUGAAUUCAUCAAACUGUUUUUAGGUAACCAUUUUUGUAAAUGAUGUAUUACUUUUUUUAUUUAGUAAUUAACUUUAAAAUAUUUUUUGUGUAUAUUUGUUUAAAAUAAGACUUUUUGUGAGUAAAUAUGGAAAUCAUCUAUAUCAAAUGAAUUCUAAAUCUGUGAUUUAGAAAUACUAAUUUUUACAUAUGCAUUCAGUUUAAUUUUAUUGGCUAUUCAUCCCUCAGUCUAAAGAAAUUAUAUAUCAUGUUUUUGUUUUUGAUUGAUUAUAGAUACAUUCUUACAGUAUAGUUUUUGUGACAGAUUAGUUUGUUAGUAUGAGGAAAGUAUUGCUUGAAAUCGGAUUUAAAAGAUGAAUUUUAUAAGACAUUAAAAUAUGCCAAAAUAGUUGAAUGUGAAUUAACCAAUAACUUUGCAUUCUGAAAGUAAAUUCUUUUAACAACAUUAAUUCAUCAAGUUUUCAACAGGGCUCUUCUUCAGCAAUCAAAAUAAUUUUAAUGGUGCUCAUUGAAUUGUAAUUUUUUAAGCUUAUGUAACAUAAGAUUUUUCAAAUCAAACAUUAACAUACUAAAGUCUUUUCUUCCAAUUAUUAAUACUUAAGUGUAUAACAAUAUUUAUCUGCUGGAUUUAAUGUGUAGUAUAAGCAUAUUUGUGAUGAAUACGCAAUUAUAAUUUCUUAAGAGACGUUUAAUAAUGAAUAAAUAGAAUGUCUUUGUCUUAUUUUUUCUGUAUAAAAAUUUAGUUUGUGAUCUUGUUCAUACUUUAGCUUUCUCCUUUGCUAUGACCAUGUUUAAAAAGAAAAAAAAGCUGGGUGCCUUUAAAGAAUCACAUUGAAAUUAUUUGAAAAUUUAUUUCCAAUAUGCUGCAAAUUUCUCAGGGAAACAGAAAUAUGACUGGGAGGUUAUUGAGUUUAACUGGUGAUUAAAAAAGUUAAAAUAAAAGGUAUCUGUAAAAAUAUUCUUCACUGCGUUUGACGCGAAAGCUUGUGUGGAUUGUAUUUUAUUUAAACACUAAAAUACAUUGAAGAAAUGUAUGAAGUUUAUUAACUAUCAUCUUUUAAACUAGAAUUUUGCAGACCGUUUUUCUAUUAUUCCCCCCCCCCUUCCCAAUUUUUAAAAAUUCUAAAUUUAAAUUGGGAAUUUCCAAUUUUUGUGAUGCAUUUUUCUUGACAUCUUUGUCGGAUUUACAUUCCAAAUUUUAAUAAAAGUGAUGCGCGUGCAUUCAUGGCAACAGCAUGAAUUUGAACGAAUGCAAUUUCUUAGUUUUAGACAUUGAAAGGAAAUCAACAUGAAGCUCUGAAUACUUAUCUAAAGCAUUAUUGGUGCCUAGUGUUAGGUCUCAGCUUCAGGACCGGAGAAUUCCUGGUUCGUGACCCGAUUCUACUAAGGAUCCUCCUUGUAUUUGGGUCUGGUGUACGUUAAAUCUGAUCAUGGGGCAAAGAUCCUCCUCGCUGGCAUGGUGUGGCAAUUUUGAGAGCUGGGUGCUAGCUCGGAUGUCGUUCUCGUUAUCGGACCGUUGUUCAAAAUUACGAGGGUCGUCCCAACAUAGCUCUCGUGUUGCUUCGAAACAGAGCUUAUGUGCAACUAAAUUAAAGCAUCGGCAACUGUAAUUCAUGAGCUGGUAAGAGGUUGAAAUACAAACAAAUUAUAUGAAUUUGGAUUAUUUGUCAUUCACCAGAAAUAAGUGAAAUAAAGUAUUGCUUAAUGGUAUUUAACUUUAAAAUGGUUUCUUAUAUGUAUAUUUAGAAAAGUGAAAUACUAAAUAAGGCAUUAAUCCAGUAUAUACUGGAAGAAAAUAAUUUAUUUAAAAUUAUUUUCGAUGUCAUUAUUGCCUAGUACUUAUUGAAUUCGAUAUAAUCACUUAUUGUCUGGUUUUGCCGUCUCACGGCAAAUGCCAUAAUUUUAGAAACUGAAUUAGAUUUAUUUUCCUAAUUGUGAAAUUGACAUUAUGCAUGUUAAUGUUUUAAUUGCUACUAAAAGUCUUGCAAAAAUAAUUACUUUUAUGAUAUUUCUCUUUAAUUUUCUUUAGCACAGUAUUGCUCCAGAUUUUCGCAGCUCAGGGAGUUGGUAGUUUAAAAUUUUUAUUUUAUUUUCAUCUCAGAAUUCAGUUACUCUGAUGCUUUGAAAGUAAAAAUUUGUAAAUAUUCUUUAAACGAAUCCCUUUGGUGGUUUGUUAUUUUUGUUGUAAUUUAUUUUCAUCUUCAUUGUACCACUGAAAACUGCAAUGAAAAUUUAAAAUGUAGUUAGUAAACAGUUGUCAAGUUACCAGCUGAAUAUUUCUCUUAUAUGUGUACUGUAUGUGUAUUUACAUUCCAUUCAGAUUUUUUAAGUCCAUUGUUAUAAAUCAAGAAGAGCAUAACUCUUCUGUUUCCUUUGCAUUCAAAUGAUGUCAUAUUCAUUAUUAUUUGGGCAAUGUAACCGUUUAUAUGAUUGGAGAAGAAAAGUGACUUAAGUAUUUAAGGAAUGAUUUUAAACUUUAAAGUACUUAAUGUCUUUCUGGAAAUUGCUACAGUCUCUUUUAUUGUUGUGUAAACAUACUUUUCUUUUCUUUAUAUAUAUAUAUAUAUGUGUGUGUGAAGCAAACUUUAGUUCUACUCUCGGAUCAUCAUCAUUAUUGAGGCUAUUGUUGAUUUGUUAUAAUUUACUUAUAUAUAAUGAGUGUGCAUGCAUAUACUGGUGUCCAAAAAUGAAGCAUAAUUGCUAUAUAAGUGCAUAAUGUGGGAAAUCUUAAGUCAAAAUAACAGAAAACGUGGUAUGCAAGUUUAAGAGUAUUAUAAAAUAAGAAAAUGAUAUGAUUGAACGACAAUAAUUAAUCUUAUUAUCCGAAGAAAUAAAGAAAAUUAGAAAAGAAAUAAAGAAAAUUAGAAAUAAGAAAUCACACUUCAGUGGGGGAGGGGAAAUAAGCAUAAUAAAUAUUGAUAUUGCAGUUUAAUAAAUUGUAUGGUCACUUAGGAAAACCGUCACCCACCGUCAUGAACUUUUCAUUUCAGAAGCGGAGCUUUCUGAGUGCGGGACUGUAAGCUGUCUCUUUAACAUAUCCUGCACAUGCUUGUUAGGAUUCGAUCAGAUGAGGCCAUAGCAUGAGUUGCAUAUUUUCGAGAAAGUCAUUGACCAGGCCUGCACGGUGAGAAGACGCGUUAUCAUCCAUAAAUAUGGAGUCGUGAGCGAUAGUUUUUUUGAAACAGGUGAAUAUAAGGCUUAAGAGCAACGCCUCUAUUUUCCGCAUGAAGACGUGGACAGAAAAGUUACGCAUACAGAUACAGUUUUACUUUCAAAAAUGGUUUUUCUCAAGAUAUUUUGAACGACGAUCCAUUAGUAUUUACUCACAUUUUACAAAUUAUGCUUAACCUCGGAUACCAGUGUGUGUGUGUCAUAUAUAUAUAUAUAUAUAAUAUGUGAUUUCAUAGCAUUUUUGAGGUACUUUCUCAAUAUUCCUUCAAUAAUGUUCAUUGCUGCUUAAGUGUUUCAAUAUACUUUAGGAUGUUAUACAGUAUAAUGCGCACAUAAUUUAAUCACUGGAUUUUGUUUUCAUUUUAAACACAAUUUACAUUAUUAGCACCAAUGAUUUUCAUACAUUUGUUUU